Molecule: messenger RNA, 2343 nt
Organism: Musca vetustissima
Lineage: Eukaryota; Metazoa; Arthropoda; Insecta; Diptera; Muscidae
Gene: Klp10A
Product: kinesin-like protein Klp10A
Exons: 4
Coding region: 27-2342 (771 amino acids)
Biological process (GO): microtubule-based movement
Molecular function (GO): microtubule motor activity; ATP binding; microtubule binding
Source: RefSeq, a predicted model, not a curated record
CCAACCAACCAACCACAACUCCCACAAUGGAAUUCAUAACAAUUGGCCAAAGUGUCAAUAUUAAACGGACGGAUGGCCGUGUUCAUGCGGCCGUUGUCUCCAAAAUCAAUGAAUCGGGCAAAUCAAUCACAGUCGAAUGGUAUGAACGGGGCGAGACCAAGGGCAAAGAGGUCGAACUCGAGGCCAUAUUGGCCCUUAAUCCCGAGGUCUUGGAACAGGCCGAACAGGAGGUGGUGCACACGGCUCCGGAACCCAAAAAAAUUGCCACAGCACCUAUGAAUUUGUCCCGCAAUGCAACACAGGGUGCCAUUGGUCAUCGCACGAAUCGGGCCACAAUCAAUUCGUCCAAUAUACUGUCAUCGGCAUCGGUGGCCGAACAUGUCGAGAAUAUACCGCCGCCUCAGCAACAACAGAUACAACCGCCCACCACCGGUAUUGUACGAUCGCGUACCACCAACAAUGCCUCACGUCUUGCCUCAGCCAAUUCGGGAAGUGGUAGCGGUGGUGGUGGUGGUGGCGGCGGUAUUGGACAAACAACAAACACCUCCAGUAUUGGCAAUACCUCAUCAUAUGGUGGUGCCGGUUCGAAUUCCGUGGCCGCCGGCAACGCUCGCCGUUCCUAUGUCGUCAAAGAGGUCGAACGACUAAAGGAGAAUCGUGAGAAGCGACGAGCCCGCCAGGCCGAAAUCAAAGAGGAGAAAAAUGCUUUAAUGAAUCAGGAUCCCGGCAAUCCCAACUGGGAGACAGCCCAAAUGAUACGUGAAUACCAAUCGACAUUGGAAUUUAAUCCUCUUAUCGAUGGAGCCGCUGUCGAAGAUCAUCAAAUUACGGUAUGUGUCCGAAAGAGGCCGCUGUCGCGCAAGGAAAUCAAUCGCAAAGAAAUCGAUGUUAUAUCGGUGCCACGCAAGGACACACUGAUUGUACACGAGCCGCGCAACAAAGUCGAUUUGACGAAAUUUUUGGAAAAUCACAAAUUUCGUUUUGAUUAUGCCUUCGAUGAUCGCUGUGACAAUGCCAUGGUUUAUAAAUACACCGCCAAACCAUUGGUUCAAACCAUAUUCGAAGGUGGCAUGGCCACAUGUUUUGCCUAUGGCCAAACCGGUUCGGGUAAAACACACACCAUGGGUGGCGAAUUCAAUGGCAAAAUUCAGGAUUGUAAAAAUGGUAUAUACGCAAUGGCAGCUAAGGACGUUUUCAAUUAUCUCAAUGGACCACGGUAUCGUCAUUUGAAUCUAGUUGUUUCGGCCAGUUUCUUUGAAAUCUAUAGUGGCAAAGUUUUUGAUUUACUUUCCGAUAAACAAAAACUUCGCGUACUAGAAGAUGGCAAACAACAGGUCCAAGUCGUCGGUCUCACCGAGAAGGUAGUCGACAGUGUUGAAGAAGUGCUCAAAUUAAUUCAGCACGGCAACAAUGCUCGCACCUCCGGCCAGACCUCAGCCAAUGCCAACUCAUCCCGUUCACAUGCAGUAUUCCAAAUUGUCCUACGUCCACCGGGCUCAACAAAAAUCCACGGCAAAUUCUCAUUCAUCGAUUUGGCUGGCAAUGAACGCGGUGCUGACACAUCGUCCGCCAAUCGUCAAACCCGUAUGGAAGGUGCUGAAAUCAACAAAUCCCUAUUGGCUUUAAAAGAGUGUAUACGUGCGUUGGGCAAACAAUCGGCUCAUUUACCGUUCCGUGUCUCGAAACUAACACAAGUAUUGCGUGAUUCCUUUAUCGGGGAGAAGAGUAAGACCUGUAUGAUUGCCAUGAUAUCGCCGGGUUUAAGUUCAUGUGAACAUACCCUAAACACAUUACGUUAUGCGGAUCGUGUUAAGGAAUUAGUUGUGAAGGAGUUGCCCGAUGUAUUGCGCGAAGAGGAUGCCGAACAGCUGAUGUACGAAGAGGACGAGGAAACCAACAAUAUUCAACAUGUUCAACAGAAGCCAAUGCGACAUAAUAAUCACACAACAAAUCACAAUAACAAUAAUAACAAUAAGAAUGGACAAAUGUCGGCAAAUGAUUUGGCAUUGUUGCGUUCGUUGAGCGAACACGAUAUGUCUGAUGAACUAUUGGAUCAGCAUGCUGCUAUAUCCGAUUUACAACAAACCGAAGAAAUGGUUGUCGAUCAACAUCGUGCUAUUAACGAUUUCCUCUCACAAUUUCUACCCGAAUCAAUGCGCCUGUAUAAUCUAACCAAUUACGUGGAUUACGAUCAGGAUUCGUAUUGUAAAGAGGGUGAGGCAUAUUUUACACAAUUGGCCGAGAUGGCAACCAGCUGUAGGGAUCUAAUGGCUGAUUUUCGCACCAAAUUGGCCAAAGAAGAGAUGCUGUCGUGUACGGUUAAGCCACCGGGCAAACGUUAAG